Pieris macdunnoughi is the source of this 342-nucleotide messenger RNA. The record is from the annotation of a GenBank genome assembly. NCBI's taxonomy places the organism in Eukaryota, Metazoa, Arthropoda, Insecta, Lepidoptera, Pieridae.
AUGGAGGUAUACAGUUCAUUAUCCAACGAGUCUAUGGAUGACCAUCAAUAUAGUAACCUAAGUGGGAAGUUCAAUAGUUGGAACCUCUCGGACCGAGCACGCUGCACGCUGUGUGGAUACGCCGAGGAAACGGACCCUUACAGAACAAGACAAGUCACCAUGUGGGGAAAAAAUAGUGGAAACCCGGGGAUGCCACUUCGGUACGUCGAAGCGGUGUUCAGACAGACAAGGAGCGUGUUGAGAGGAUGCUGUCAGCAGGAAGCGCAAGAGCGAAUUGCGGAGCGCGUGAGCAGUAUGCAGCAGCUAUGCGCGAGACCGACGUCGCUGGCGCGGUACACAUAA